Molecule: messenger RNA, 6419 nt
Organism: Lontra canadensis (Northern American river otter)
Lineage: Eukaryota; Metazoa; Chordata; Mammalia; Carnivora; Mustelidae
Gene: SNX13
Product: sorting nexin 13
Exons: 26
Coding region: 227-3133 (968 amino acids)
Biological process (GO): positive regulation of GTPase activity
Cellular component (GO): early endosome
Molecular function (GO): phosphatidylinositol binding
Source: RefSeq, a predicted model, not a curated record
CGCACGUCGCAGAGAGACGCGGACGUCGCUCUUCCAAGAUGGCGGCGCGUCCGUCGCGAGCAGCCGGGCCGGGGGGAAGCCAGCGAAGCCGAGUAAAGCCGCCGCCCGGGAGAAGACUGAAGGAGCUGUUCCGGCCGUUGGCGGCGGCUUGGGCAGUUUUCGUUGCUGCUACGGCCGUUGCCAUGCGGCGAGGCUAGGGAGGAGCUCACUUCCGUGGGGUGUAAUAAUGUUAACAGAGACCAGUCUCUCCAUAUGGGGAUGGGGAAGCCUUGGCAUUGUCCUUUCUCUAAUAACCUUUGGACCCUUUGUAAUAUUUUAUUUGGCCUUUUAUAUCCUCUGCUUUGUGGGCGGGGGCUUUGUGGUUACUCUCCUCUUUGGAAAAACAAACUCAGAGAAGUACCUAGAACAGUGUGAACACUCAUUUCUUCCUCCAACAUCAACUGGGAUUCCUAAGUGCUUAGAAGAAAUGAAACGAGAAGCCAGGACUAUAAAGAUUGAUAGAAGAUUGACAGGUGCCAAUAUAAUUGAUGAACCUCUCCAGCAAGUUAUCCAGUUUUCCUUGAGGGAUUAUGUCCAGUAUUGGUAUUAUACACUAAGUGAUGAUGAAUCUUUUCUUCUUGAAAUUAGGCAGACUCUUCAAAAUGCACUCAUUCAGUUUGCUACUAGGUCAAAAGAAAUAGACUGGCAACCUUAUUUUACUACACGUAUUGUAGAUGAUUUUGGCACACACCUACGAGUAUUCAGAAAGGCUCAACAGAAGAUAACAGAGAAAGAUGAUCAAGCAAAAGGUACAGCAGAAGAUCUGGUGGAUACUUUCUUUGAAGUUGAAGUUGAAAUGGAGAAGGAUGUUUGCCGUGAUCUAGUGUGCACUUCUCCCAAAGAUGAAGAAGGAUUCCUAAGGGAUUUGUGUGAGGUCUUAUUAUAUUUAUUGCUACCUCCUGGAGAUUUCCAGAACAAGAUCAUGCGAUACUUUGUCAGGGAAAUUCUUGCACGAGGAAUUCUUCUUCCAUUAAUAAAUCAACUCAGUGAUCCUGAUUAUAUUAAUCAAUAUAUCAUAUGGAUGAUCCGUGAUUCUAAUUGCAACUAUGAGGCCUUUAUGAACAUUAUUAAAUUGAGUGACAAUAUUGGAGAGCUAGAAGCAGUCAGAGAUAAGGCAGCAGAAGAAUUACAGUAUCUUCGAUCUCUAGAUACAGUUGGUGAUGAUAUCAACACUAUCAAGAAUCAAAUAAAUAGCUUACUAUUUGUAAAGAAAGUAUGUGACUCAAGAAUACAGCGAUUGCAGUCAGGCAAAGAAAUAAAUACUGUGAAACUGGCAGCAAACUUUGGGAAACUUUGCACAGUCCCUUUGGACAGCAUUCUUGUAGACAAUGUUGCACUACAAUUUUUUAUGGAUUACAUGCAGCAAACUGGAGGUCAAGCACAUCUCUUCUUCUGGAUGACAGUGGAAGGAUACCGAGUUACAGCCCAACAGCAACUUGAAGUUUUAUUAAGUCGUCAGAAAGAUGGAAAACAUCAAACCAACCAAACCAAAGGUCUCUUAAGAGCAGCUGCUGUUGGAAUAUAUGAACAGUAUUUAUCAGAAAAGGCAUCUCCAAGAGUUACUGUUGAUGAUUAUUUGGUAGCAAAAUUAGCAGAUACUUUGAAUCAUGAAGAUCCAACCCCUGAAAUCUUUGAUGACAUUCAAAGGAAGGUUUAUGAAUUGAUGCUACGAGAUGAAAGAUUUUAUCCUUCCUUCAGACAGAAUGCACUUUAUGUGCGCAUGUUAGCUGAGCUGGAUAUGUUAAAAGAUCCUAGUUUCAGAGGAUCAGAUGAUGGUGAUGGAGAGUCUUUUAAUGGAUCUCCUACUGGAAGCAUAAAUUUGUCUUUAGAUGACCUUUCAAAUGUAUCUUCUGAUGACUCAGUACAACUUCAUGCUUACAUUUCAGACACUGUAUAUGCUGACUAUGACCCAUAUGCUGUGGCAGGCGUUUGUAAUGAUCAUGGCAAGACAUAUGCAUUAUAUGCUAUCACUGUACACCGACGCAAUCUUAACAGUGAGGAGAUGUGGAAAACCUAUCGUCGUUAUAGUGACUUUCAUGACUUCCAUAUGAGGAUCACUGAACAGUUUGAAAAUUUAUCAAACAUAUUGAAGCUUCCUGGUAAAAAGACUUUUAAUAAUAUGGAUAGAGAUUUUUUAGAAAAAAGAAAAAAGGAUUUAAAUGCAUAUUUGCAGUUACUUUUAACUCCUGAAAUGAUGAAAGCAUCACCAGCUUUGGCUCACUAUGUGUAUGAUUUCCUUGAGAACAAAGCCUACAGUAAAGGAAAAGGAGAUUUUGCUCGCAAGAUGGACACUUUUGUAAAUCCACUUCGAAAUUCUAUGAGGAAUGUUUCAAAUGCAGUUAAAUCCCUUCCUGAUAGCUUGGCAGAGGGAAUGACUAAAAUGUCAGACAACAUGGGCAAAAUGUCAGAAAGAUUAGGUCAAGACAUAAAGCAAUCAUUUUUCAAGGUGCCUCCUUUAAUUCCGAAGACUGACUCAGAUCCUGAACAUUGUCGGGUCUCAGCUCAGCUUGACGAUACUGUGGAUGACAAUAUUCCACUUAGGGUAAUGCUGCUUCUUAUGGAUGAAGUAUUCGACUUAAAAGAGAGAAAUCAGUGGUUGCGAAGGAAUAUCAAAAACCUACUUCAACAGCUUAUUAGAGCCACAUAUGGUGAUACUAUUAAUAGAAAAAUAGUUGACCAUGUUGAUUGGAUGACCUCACCUGAGCAAGUAGCCGACUUAGUGAAACGUUUCAGAGAUGCCUUUUGGCCAAAUGGCAUUUUAGCAGAGACUGUUCCAUGCAGAGAUAAAGCUAUUCGAAUGAGAACAAGAGUUGCAGGAAAAACUAAAUUACUUUCCAUUAUGCCAGAUGAACUGAAGCACAUUAUCGGGGCUGAGACAACACGGAAAGGUAUUCUUCGUGUUUUUGAAAUGUUUCAGCACAACCAGUUAAAUAGGAGAAUGGUUUAUGUCUUCUUGGAAGGCUUUUUGGAAACCUUAUUUCCACAGUAUAAAUUUCGUGAACUUUUCAACAAACUGCAUUCACGGUCAAAGCAGAUACAGAAAUAUAAACAGAAACUUCAAACUACUCAAGCGCCUUCUUUACAGAAAAGGUGACACUCCAGUCUCUGAAGCUGGUGUUCAUUUUGUCCAGGACUAAUAAUAUGGACAGAUCUUCUGGGGCUUAACUCAUACACUGUCAUGUUGCACCAGUCUUUUACUGUCUCAAAAUAGAUUAUUAAUACAUCCAUUAGACUGUGGUUCUUCUCAUCUUCAUCUAUAAUCCAGCCACUACCAAGAGAGAUUUCUGUGUCUUAAAUGAUUUGGUGCAUAUCUUUGCAACAUUGAGAUGAUACUGCCCCUUCUCAAGCAAGAAUGAUGUUGGUCUCUUCCAUUUCAAACUAAUCAGCAUUCUCCAGCAAUGACAAAGUGCCAGAGUGUAUACGUGAGAGCUGAGGAAAGCACAAAACAGUGGUUCACAGAUAAACUGGCUAAUUUGUUUGGGAGAUUGAGCGAUGUAUGAUUUGGAGGGAUUUUUUUUUUUGCAUAAUAAUUUUAUAGAUUUUUAUCAGAAUUUUGAUAUAAUGUGGAUUAGCCAGGUAAAUGAUCUUUGGAACAUCUGCGUCAGGUCUGGGGAAAGUGACAGGAUGCCCUUAAAGUAUGAAGUAACCUUUCAUCCUAAUUACAGUUUUGUGACAUAAAAUAAAACCAAUCAAAAACAGAAUUUGAUUGGAUUUGUUAUUCAUUCGUAUAAAACAAAUUUUAAUUGAUUCUUAUGCGCUUUGGGCUCUAUUUUGCUCUUAUGGUACUCAAUCAUAAGUUUUCUUUUGGUAUUCUGUGUGCAAAAAGAAGUAUAUAGUGGCGAUCUCACUUAAGUUUCAAAAUUAUUACUGUUUUCUUUAUCUUUAGGAGAUUACUGAUUAUACAGUAGGGAGUAUAAUCUCGAAAGAACUGCCAAAUACAUUCUGUUAUUUUAAAAACAUGGAAAUUUUAAAACAGCACUAUUGAAAGUUGCAAUGUGACCAUUUUAAAUUGUGUGAUCUAGACAUACCUUAGGUGAUUGCAAAAGUAGCAAAUCAAAGGAUUAAAUGAGCUUAUUAGUCAUAUGUAAACAGACAAAUUCCUAACUCUAUUACUGUGUAUAUAUAUGAAAAUAAAUAAUGAAAACAGAACUAUAAUAUUUUUUAAAAUAUGCUUUUAUUUAUAUUUUGCAUAAUGUAAAAUUCUACUAAAUAAAGUUGGCAAAACCCCUGGGUGUAUACAUUUAAGUCCCUGAAAUAAUUUUAUACCAACAAUAACAAAUUACCUUUUCCAGUUCUGGAGCCUCUGCAUUUCUUAUAGUUUUCUCAUUCUCUGUUUGUCCAUCUUGGAAGUCUUCAUAUCCCUUGUAUGCAGGAUUUCUGCAUAGUUUUAAAUACUUACAGUGACUAAGGGUUUGAGUAUGUCAGCAUUUUUUGUUUUAAAAAUAUUUAACACUACAACCUUAAAAUAGUGAAGCUACUUAUCAGACCACUGAGCCAAGACCCUGGUAUUAAAAGAACGUCUGGGUGCUUAAGAUAAAGGGACAGAGGAUAGCUAUCCCAGUUAUUUGGGAGCUUUAAGAUUGGAACAAGAUGUUACUGUCUUGUUUUCACUGAGAUCCUGCUUAGAAAGUGAAGCCUCAUAACAGAAUAAAGCCUUCCUUUAAAGCUUUAUAGUAAUAAUCGUAUUUAUUAAUAAUGCUGUUGUGCAUACUCAGAGUACGCGCCUUUCAGUACAUGUUGCAUGUCUAAAGAAUUACAAAAAUGAACCCCAUGAUUUCAUUGCAACCUGCAAAUGAGAAAAUAUCCUUAUUGACUCUGGUGGAAGAAAUAAUAUUUUUUCUUUCCAGUGUGUCUCCCUGCCAUGGUCCCUCCCCAAGCCCCAGGCUAUAAAGGUGAGGAUUUGUGAAACGUCUGUAGGAAGCAUCAGCAUGGCCAUAAGUGCAAUGAUUUUCAAAUAUACCCUUGCCCAUUUCAAGUAUAUUUUUGACAUAAAUAAGUCUAAGAAUAAACAAGAAUUCAUUUAAGAGCCUAGUGUGUACAUAUGAAAAGCAUUUCCAGAUAAUGUGAGGAAUGCUGGCCAUCAACCAGGGAAAGAAAGGUCCUGCAAAAUAGCAACUUUUAUAACAGAGCCCUGCAAGAUAACUGCAAUCAUACCAAAAACUAUAUGAGUAAAUGGGUUUUUAAAAUAAUUUUUGUUUAAAGAGUUUAUAUUUCAAAAGCAGGAAAUAUCAAAUGGUAGUCUAUGUAAACAGUUGUGCAUCUUCUCUGCACAUCUGUGUUUUACAUCAGAGAGAGCCGUGGUUAUGCUAAAAUUAGAGAUACUUUUUGAAUGACUUGGUUAAGCUGUGUGUAAAAUAUUUAAUUCAUAAGUCAAGUACGGUGUACUAUGUUUAAUAAAGUUAUUACAUUUAAUGCAUUCAUUGCAUAUAUAAAUACAUACCUGAAGAGGCUUUAAGUCUUCUGAUAUUUGAUUUUUUGAAUGUGUUUUUAAGUCAGUGGUGCCUUCAGGCAAGAACCUUCAAAAUUAAUCAUUCUUUGGGUUUUCUGAUUUUUUCAGGUAACAUAUAAACUAUUUAGAAACCAUUACUACUAACAACAGUUCAUUCACCUAAAAAUUGAUUGUAUGAUUUAAAUAUAGUGUUUAGCUGGGCAUUUCCUCUAAUUAGGGUAUUCUGAAUAGUUGCUGAAAAAAUUGUGCCAUUGACCAAUGGAUGCACUUGGUUAGCCUUAAUUUUUUUUAAAGAAAAAAAAAAAACUUUCUUGAGUAUUUCUGUUAGCUCAGUUUAAGUUUGUGCUGCUGGUGUUUGGAAAAAAUCAGUUAAGUGCUACCAGAAAGUGUAUCAAUUUUUUAAAAAAUGAACAAUAUAAAUUUCACAAUCUAAAAUUUUAAUUUUGUGCAAUAUUUUCAUUUAAUGCAUGUAUAUUUGAGUAAUUGUAAAAUAAAUGAAUUUUUAAUGUUUUGAGAUCUAGUUUAAACUGUCUUCUUAACCCAACAACUUACAUUCCGUUGUUGCUGCAUCCUUUUAUUUAAGGACUUGUUUUAAAAGUCUUUUUUUGUCACUCCUUGUAAAAUUCUUUUGUUAAUAGUAAAUUUUGCUUAUAGGAGCAUGUCUCCUGUAUUACAAGGGAAAAAUAUAAAGAGCACAUCUUAGAAUUAUAGUUGUUAAAAGAUAACUUGUGCGUAUCAUUGUACAGUAAAUGUCAACUGUGUGCCUAACUAUUCUAUCAAUACUUUCCUUUAACAAAGAAGAAACAACAAUCAGAAUGUCAGUUAUUUUUAUUGAACUAAAAAGAAGAUUAAAAUUUUUAUUUGGUUUGCGUUAUGUUCUGUUCAUUAGAAAAUACUAAUAAAGUAUUAACAAACCUUUUUGUUGAAUUUA